Molecule: messenger RNA, 1946 nt
Organism: Lontra canadensis (Northern American river otter)
Lineage: Eukaryota; Metazoa; Chordata; Mammalia; Carnivora; Mustelidae
Gene: KCNG1
Product: potassium voltage-gated channel modifier subfamily G member 1
Exons: 3
Coding region: 266-1816 (516 amino acids)
Biological process (GO): protein homooligomerization; regulation of delayed rectifier potassium channel activity; potassium ion transmembrane transport
Cellular component (GO): membrane; voltage-gated potassium channel complex
Molecular function (GO): delayed rectifier potassium channel activity; protein binding
Source: RefSeq, a predicted model, not a curated record
GCUCCCGGCGCACUCGGAGCCCGGAGGGGACCGGGACGCGGAGGCGGGGUGGCCGAGGGUCCGAGUGCGGGAGCUGAGCCGGGCCCGGGGGCCGAAGUUUGCCCGCGGCUCCGGGAGGCGGCCCCGGCGGCUCCCAGCCCCUGCUCGCGCCCUCGCCCGGGACCCGCCGGCCGCCCCGGGGGGACGGCAGCCGCGGCCGGGCCAACUCCGCCGCGGGGACGCCGUGACGGGAACUUGAGGCGCAAGGGGGAUGUGAAAGCCCAAAAUGACCCUCCUACCGGGAGACAACUCCGAUUACGACUACAGCGCCCUGAGCUGCGCCUCGGAUGCCUCCUUCCACCCGGCCUUCUUCCCGCAGGGCCAGUCCCUCAAGGGCGUCUUCUACCGCCGGGCGCAGCGGCUGCGGCCCCGGCCCCAGGACGCGCCCCGCCAGCCGGGCCAGCCCGAGGACCGGCGGCGCCAGAUCAUCAUCAACGUGGGCGGCAUCAAGUACUCGCUGCCCUGGACCACCCUGGAGGAGUUCCCGCUGACGCGCCUCGGCCAGCUCAAGGCCUGCACCAACUUCGACGACAUCCUCAACGUGUGCGAUGACUACGACGUGACCUGCAACGAGUUCUUUUUCGACCGCCAUCCGGGCGCCUUCGGCACCAUCCUGACCUUCCUGCGGGCGGGCAAGCUGCGCCUGCUGCGCGAGAUGUGCGCCCUGUCCUUCCAGGAGGAGCUGCUGUACUGGGGCAUCGCCGAGGACCGCCUGGACGGCUGCUGCAAGCGCCGCUACCUGCAGAAGAUCGAGGAGUUCGCCGACGUGGUGGAGCGCGACGACGAUGAUGAGCCGCUGUCCAGCGAGGACCCCGACAGCGAGGGCCCGGCCCAGGGCGAGGGCCGCCUGGGCCGCUGCAUGCGGAGACUGCGCGACAUGGUGGAGAGGCCGCACUCGGGGCUGCCCGGCAAGGUGUUUGCCUGUCUCUCGGUGCUCUUCGUCACCGUCACGGCGGUCAACCUGUCUAUCAGCACCCUGCCCAGCCUGCGGGAGGAGGAGGAGCAGGGCCAGUGCUCGCAGAUGUGCCACAACGUCUUCAUCGUGGAGUCGGUGUGUGUGGGCUGGUUCUCCCUCGAGUUCCUCCUGCGGCUGAUCCAGGCGCCCAGCAAGUUCGCCUUCCUGCGGAGCCCCCUGACGCUCAUCGACAUGGUGGCCAUCCUGCCUUACUACAUCACCCUGCUGGUGGACGGCGCGGCCGCGGGCCGCCGCAAGCCGGGCGCGGGCAACAGCUACCUGGACAAGGUGGGGCUGGUGCUGCGGGUCCUGCGGGCGCUGCGCAUCCUGUACGUCAUGCGUCUGGCCCGCCACUCCCUGGGGCUGCAGACGCUGGGCCUCACCGCCCGCCGCUGCACCCGCGAGUUCGGGCUCCUGCUGCUCUUCCUCUGCGUGGCCAUCGCGCUCUUUGCACCCCUCCUCUACGUCAUCGAGAACGAGAUGGCCGACAGCCCCGAGUUCACCAGCAUCCCCGCCUGCUACUGGUGGGCCGUCAUCACCAUGACCACUGUGGGCUACGGGGACAUGGUGCCCAGGAGCACGCCCGGCCAGGUGGUGGCGCUCAGCAGCAUCCUCAGCGGCAUCCUGCUCAUGGCCUUCCCCGUGACCUCCAUCUUCCACACCUUCUCGCGCUCCUACCUGGAGCUCAAGCAGGAGCAGGAGCGGGUGAUGUUCCAGAGGGCCCAGUUCCUCAUCAAGACCAAGUCGCAGCUGAGCACCAUGUCCCACGACAGUGACAUCUUGUUUGGAAGUGCCUCCUCGGACACCAGAGACAACAACUGAGCCCAGAGGACCUGCCCCGUCGCCACCACCACCGCCAGAAGCCGCCCUCCCUGCCCCCUCCCCCCAGCUCUGCCUGCCCUCUGUGGCUUGAAGCUAUCGCCGUCGCUCCAAGACGACUUCGAAGGCACGU